Messenger RNA from Saccostrea cuccullata (small rock oyster), 2105 nucleotides. RefSeq names its product piggyBac transposable element-derived protein 4-like. Bases 789 to 1631 code for a protein of 280 amino acids. The record is from RefSeq and is a predicted model, not a curated record. NCBI's taxonomy places the organism in Eukaryota, Metazoa, Mollusca, Bivalvia, Ostreida, Ostreidae. The transcript has 5 exons.
CAUAGCAUGCUCGGAAACAUAUUGUUCUAGGUAAUGCACGUGUCAAAAAUGAAGGUCACAUCUCUAAGUAUGAAUUUGUGAAAUACAUGUAACAGUCCUGUAAAAAAGGAAUAUUUGUGUCACGAGGGGAUUUUUAAAAAAACAUUUGUUUUGAUCCGUUGAUUUCUAUAGUGAAAACACAUUAUACCAAAAUUUUAGAGUUAUCUCUCUUUGUUUUCCCAAAUAAGUAAUGUUUUAUGAAAUUCCAUAUCAUUAUCUAAAAAAAUUAAAAAUAUUAAAAAUUUAUCGAAUGUGUUAACUUUUGAAAAUUGAAUUGGAGGUAGGCGGGAGAACAAUACUAUCGUUCGCAGAUCUUACACUAAUAUAAAGGUCUCUCUAUGUAUGUGUGUGUACAUGUAUGUUUUGUGUCGUGUGGUUGACAGGGGUUCGAGGAAAUUUUAGACAAAUUAAUCGAACAUUAAAAUCAAUGCGAGGAGAUUUUUAGUAGACAUUUCAUCAUUUAUCAUAUCAGGUAUCGCUGAAAGAUUACUAGUAUGCAAUAAAACAAAUAGUGUUAAGUCGUAAGUGUCACUAUCGAUAUCACAAACUCUUUUAAAUCCAUAUAUUAUCAUGGAAUUGUUAAUUAAAAUUAUAUACCCUGCAAAUGUAAUCGUUUUUAAUUAAAAUAAAAAAAAAAACCCACUUCAAUACUAUUUGAUUGAAAAACGAACAAAAAAUUAAUAGAGAGUAAAUGUAUUCUGACUAUCCUAAGUCUGAUGUUGUGAAUCCAUAAUUAUUUAUUUGAUAAAAUGCUGAUAUUUCAUUCAAAAAUAGGAAAGGCACAAACAAGAGAGUUGACACAUCCGAACGGAGUUGGGUUUGAGGUUGUAGAUGAGCUUGUAGCUCCACUAUAUGGAAAGAACCACCAUGUUUUUGUUGACAACUUUUUUGGAAGUCCAACACUUUGCGACCAUCUGCACCAAAAUCAGACAUACCUAACCUCAACUGUGAGAGACGCAAGAAAAGGUAUGCCCAGAUCCUUUCGCCAAACAAAGGUUCAGAAGGGAGAUAUGGUGGCAAAACAGUCUGGUCCUGUGAUGGCAAUGAAAUACGGAGACAGAAAAAACAUCACCUUGAUAUCUACUUACGGAACCCCAAUUUUGGAGGAAAAUCAAAAUAGCAGAGGUGUUGCCAAGCGGCUGCCCAAUGUUGUCAAUCUGUACAACAAGUACAUGGGAGGAGUCGAUCUAGCAGAUGCUAAGGUUCAGACCUAUGACCCAGACAUCCGGUCUUUAAAAAUGUGGAAAAAAAUUCUCACAAACAUUCUCCUGCGCAUCGUUGUGAAUAGUUACAUAAUCUACCAACAAAAUAGAGGUUUAAGAAGGAAAAUGUCAAGGCUGGAGUUUACUAUGAAACUGUGCCAGGAACUUGUUGGGGAAUACAGAGCCGGGGGUCAAAGAUCAGGACCAGCCCAGUGCAUAGAGCGCUUGACAGCCCGACACUUUGUCGAUUACGCCCCUGACGGUAAAAGAGGGAGAUGCAAGGUUUGCACAAAGAAAACAAGAUUCAUGUGCGCUGACUGUGACGCAGCCCUCUGCGUAGGCCAAUGCUUCCGGGUAUUUCAUACCCAGAGGUAUUUCCGGGAGCAAUAGCUGCUCCAUGCAAACGGACGUGUACAUCAUCGUGUGUCUUUGUGAACAUGAACAUUAGAUCUACAUGAUGACUGUAAUGAUGUGACAGAUUCAACAGCACACACCUUCCGUCUUUCUUUCUGGCUUUGAAGACUUAUAUGAAAUUUCCGUAUUUCUGCUUGAAAUUUAAAAAAAUAUAUAUACCAAUUAUAUAAAUUAUACAGAUAUAAAAAUACAGUUAAAGCGGGAACUUAUUAGUUUUUUAUCGAUUGUAUUGAUUUUUAAAAUAUGCCCGAAAUAAAUAAUUACUUAGGAAGUACACUGCUGCAACGGGGAUUUCAUUGAAAGUUUUAAGAUGUAAGUUUACGUUAUUAGUAUUUAACACGUGCACUGUUUAUCAUAUAAAACUUAAAAUUACUAGGGUUACAGUCCACUUUACCUUGACCUUCGACCUACUUUUCAAAAUAUAUUGCAGAGGGUUGAAUUUAAUUUAUC